CCAGAGUCAGGCUACUGUCCAAUCCAUUCGAGUUACCAAGUCACUUGUCUUCUUCACCUCCAAACCUUCCGCGAUCGCCAACCACCGUGACGAUGGCACAUUCAAAAGUGAUGCUAACGAACGGCACUUUACCAUCCGCUCGACUCGACCGACUUUGUGCAGCACACCCAUUCACUCAGCAGCUUGACAUCGUGUUCCCUGCUUCCGAUGAACUCGAGAAGGCGCUUACAUCCCUGAAGCCCACAUACUGUAAAAGACGUUGUACGCUAUCGGAGUUCCUUGAUUUUGCCUCCAAGAGUCCAGGCGGGAAUAUAACUGCACUGCCAUCCACUUCCGAGUGCGUCGAUACAUGGUGUAUCGACCCUAGAAGCGUCCUCACCCUCUGCGUCUCAAAGUCAUUGUACGAGCAACUCGGGUUGAUUGGGAAGAGACUCCCUUUCAAAGGGUGUCCUGAGCAGUACGUGAUACGCAUACCGGUUAUGCAAGAGACCGUAUCUGUUGCUGUACGUGCGAAGCAAAAGGCAGCUCUAAAACUCUGGGACGAGCUUCGGGAGAACGGGCCCGGGAAAUGGGAAGUUUUGUAUUGUCAAGCAGGUGUACACCCAGUGAUCUCCGAAUCGCACGAGGGGGUGAUCGUUCAGCCUCGAAUCUGUCGUUCGACCGAUAUACAUGUCCCAGUCCCGGCACUUGCUCCCUUUCCAGAUGAAAGCACAGAGGAUUGGGAUGAAUAUAUCGGUGACCUUUUUGAAUGGGUGGGCAUGGCUUGCUUAGGAGCUCAAAGACUCAAAGCGAAUGACCGUGUCAAUCCUUACGUUGCUGUCUAUGAAGUUCCCGCUCCUUCAUAUAUUGGCGACGUGACACAGAUAAGAUGGGCGGCUUUCCUUCAGCAAUCGUUCAUAAAAGAUGCUCUGGACAUGGUGACGUCGCAUUUGGCAUCUGCAACCGAUAACCACGCGUUCGUUGCAAUGACGAGACACGGUUGUUGCACAUCACCUGUUGGCGCCAUCCCGUUGUCCUCGGCUCCUGAUACUUCUUUCGAUACGGCCCGAGAUCCACCUCUCCGAGUACCGGCCAUCAAUGCGGAGGACAGCGGCUGUUUCAUCCUUGGUCCAGGUCAAAAUGGAAAUUUUGUGCUUGCAGAGAGUAUUGGACAUUGGGAUGCUAGAUGGGGCUGAUCUCAUUACAAAUUGUAGGUAGCCGAAUUCAUACAGAUGUUUGAUCGCAAUACAUGAUAUGAACGAUGUUGCAAGCGGAUGAAUCGAGAGCAUCAGGUCUAAUCUAUACGAAUCCGCUAAACAACGACUAUAAAAAGCACACGAUAGUAGAGCAAAUGACGCGGGUCAUUUACGGCCAUUGUAAUAGUGCAUAAGUAAUGGAUUAGCUGAGUGUAUGAAGCAGGAUAAAGAUUACGUGGAUUGUGCACGCUGGAAUGCCUUGAAAGUCAAAAUGAAGGAAAGGAAGAGGUUAUGAAUGAGGGGAUUGGGACGGUGUAUUGAUUUACAAG
Molecule: messenger RNA, 1504 nt
Organism: Suillus subalutaceus
Lineage: Eukaryota; Fungi; Basidiomycota; Agaricomycetes; Boletales; Suillaceae
Product: ribonuclease P 40kDa subunit-domain-containing protein
Exons: 7
Coding region: 93-1175 (360 amino acids)
Biological process (GO): tRNA 3'-end processing; endonucleolytic cleavage in ITS1 to separate SSU-rRNA from 5.8S rRNA and LSU-rRNA from tricistronic rRNA transcript (SSU-rRNA, 5.8S rRNA, LSU-rRNA); tRNA 5'-leader removal
Cellular component (GO): ribonuclease MRP complex; multimeric ribonuclease P complex
Molecular function (GO): ribonuclease MRP activity; ribonuclease P activity
Source: RefSeq, a predicted model, not a curated record